Bombyx mandarina (wild silkworm) is the source of this 687-nucleotide messenger RNA. Its product is annotated as GILT-like protein 1. The record is from RefSeq and is a predicted model, not a curated record. Gene Ontology annotation, molecular function: oxidoreductase activity, acting on a sulfur group of donors, disulfide as acceptor. NCBI's taxonomy places the organism in Eukaryota, Metazoa, Arthropoda, Insecta, Lepidoptera, Bombycidae.
AUGUAUAUUGUUUAUGAUAACGUGUCAGUUCUUUCCACACGCAUGCACCGAGCAGUCGCAAUGAGCGUGAAAGUGAUUCUGUGUCUCGUGCUAGCCUGCACAUACGUUGAAGCUCUCCAAACUGUUAACGGAAAGAUCAAAAUCAGUGUUGGCACUACCGCCGGAUGUUCCGACACCGUGAACUUUAUCAGCCAACAGCUUAAAGAAGCCUAUGACCUGUACAAAGAAUACCUAGAAAUUGAAUACGUACCUUGGGGUAGGACGCGUUUUGAGAAUGGACAGUUUACUUGCCAAUUUGGAGUCAACGACUGCUGGGCGAAUAGACUUCAUCGGUGUGCCUUAAAUAUGCUGCGCGGGAACCAGGAUGCCCAAGUACGCUACAUGCAAUGCGAAUACGCUCCGCCUUUCCCGUCUUUUAUACAAGGCUCAUACGUCUGCGCGCGUGAGGCUGGCUUGGAUCUGGUCAAUUUGGACCAUUGUGUUGCGAAUGUUGGUGAUGAGUUGGAUACCAGAGCUCAAGCAGCCGCUGCCCAACCAAUGGCAGUUAUUAAUUUCGUGCCUUCGAUCGUUCUUAAUGAUGAGAUUGAUAGAAAUCGCCACAACGAAGCUUUCAGGAGACUGCCCAGUUUGAUUUGCUUCGCUUUACUUGACGACCCGAACAAUGAUAUUACUAGUUGUCAAAUUUAG